Molecule: messenger RNA, 1296 nt
Organism: Otolemur garnettii (small-eared galago)
Lineage: Eukaryota; Metazoa; Chordata; Mammalia; Primates; Galagidae
Gene: PAWR
Product: pro-apoptotic WT1 regulator
Exons: 8
Coding region: 285-1055 (256 amino acids)
Biological process (GO): positive regulation of apoptotic process; apoptotic process
Cellular component (GO): cytoplasm
Source: RefSeq, a predicted model, not a curated record
UCCCUCCCUUCUAUCCCGGGACUGCCGCGAGCUCCGGACCGCCAGUUUGCCGCGGCUUCUGGCGCGCGGCAGCUUCGGCUCACCUGGGCGCCCCCUCCCAGCCCCGCGCCUCAUCCCACAAAACUCCUCCGAGACCUGCCUGUGCUGCCGGGGGAGCGGCGGCCGCCCCGCGCCCAGAGGUCGUUCCCUCUCAUCCUCCCGGCCGCGGAGAGGAGACGGCGGCGGCAGCGGCCGGAGCCGGGUGGGCGGCCUGAGUUGGGAGCCCCGCCGACCCCGCUGGGAAUAUGGCGACCGGUGGCUACCGGACCGGCGGCAGCACCACAGACUUCCUGGAGGAGUGGAAGGCGAAACGCGAGAAGAUGCGCGCCAAGCAGAACACCGCCUCGGGGGCACGGCCGCCCCGGGGCGACGAGGAGGAGCGGGACGGCGCCUCGGAGAAGGGGAAGAGCUCGGGCCCCAGCGCCAGGAAAGGCAAGGGACAGAUCGAGAAGAGGAAGCUGCGGGAGAAGCGGCGCUCCACCGGUGUGGUCAACAUCCCGGCCGCGGAGUGUUUAGAUGAGUAUGAAGAUGACGAAGCCGGGCAGAAAGAGCGGAGACGAGAAGAUGCAAUCACACAACAGAACACAGCGCAGAACGAAGCCGCCAGCUCCCUCGAGCCGGGCACUGCCUGUGUGCUGCAGGACCCAUCAAGACCAGUUUCAGGCAGAUAUAAGAGCACAGCCACUGCCUCUGAAGAAGAUAUCUCAAGUAGAUACCCCCGAACAGAGAGGAGCGGGUUCACUAGAUAUAACAGGGAUGCAAAUGUGUCAGGUACUUUGGCCUCAAGUAGUACAUUGGAAAAGAAAAUUGAAGAUCUUGAAAAGGAAGUCAUCAGAGAAAGGCAAGAAAACCUGAGACUUCUGAGACUGAUGCAAGAUAAGGAGGAAAUGAUUGGAAAACUCAAAGAAGAGAUCGACUUGUUAAACAGAGACCUAGAUGACAUAGAAGAUGAGAAUGAGCAGUUAAAGCAGGAAAAUAAAACUCUUUUGAAAGUUGUUGGGCAGCUGACAAGGUAGAAGAUUCAAGGCUCAGUGCGGAAUAAAUAUUUUAAAACUACUGAUUGAAUGUCACGGUCAAAGCUAGGACGGUAUUCCUAUGCUGCAAUACAUUAAAAUAACUAUGUAUAUUUAUUUCUAGAAAACAGAUGGAUGUUUAUUUUCAAAAUGUCUUUUUCAUUAUUGGUUUCAAAAAACUAUCAACCCUUUUUAUUUUACAAAUAAGUAACAUCUUUCAGCUAUUAAAAUAAUAGGUAAUACC